AUGGUAUAUUAUUUGCAAAAAUAGCCAAUUUAUGAAAAAUAGAAAGCUUAUAAGAAGCAGCUUUAACAAAGCAUGAGGAUGGUGUAUUCGAAUGAAAUUAGACAGUAGAAAUAAGGUCUACUUCCACUGACGCUUUUUUAAAAGAACAGAAUUGUUGUUAGGUAUGAAUAGGAAUUCAGACGUUUUGGAAAAUUACAAUAAAUCAGUGAAGUUGAUCCUACAAGAGCUUAAUCUUAUGAACAAAGAGGUAUUUUAUUAUCUUUAGGAAAGGUAACAUUAUACAAUAAAUGGAGAUUUAUGAAGAGGUGUUUUUAAAUUUCAAUGAAGUAAUUCAAUUAAAUUCAAAUUUUGCUAAUAAUUAUGAGAAUAGAGGUCAUAAAUUAUUCUAUCCAAAGGUUUGUUAUUUAAGUUUUCAAAGCUUACAAGAAUAGACCUUUUUCAGCCAAUUUGCUUCAAAAAAAUUAAUUAAAAUGGUAAAGCCUUAAGUGACUACACUAAAAUCUUAGAAUUAAACUCAAAAUAUGUUUAUAUUUAAAGAGGUAAAAUUCAUUUAAAUAGAGCUAAUUGCUAUAAUUAUAAGCUGA
Messenger RNA from Paramecium octaurelia, 584 nucleotides. The record is from the annotation of a GenBank genome assembly. NCBI's taxonomy places the organism in Eukaryota, Ciliophora, Oligohymenophorea, Peniculida, Parameciidae.